AUGCUCAAGCCAUUCUCAUCUGAAGUCGAACAAUUACUCUGUUUAUAUACUUUAGAUAGUAAGUACGUCAUCCCGGCAAAUGAAGAAAUAAAUGAAGACUCGGCUGAAGGGGGCAGACGGCAUUACUUACUUACUACUCCGUACUACUACUUACACUUACUCACUACUACUAUAAUAAUCCCUGCUGGAGUGUGUCCUAUCGAGGUGCUCCUCCAAGUACCCCAGACCCUGUCCGCAUCUGCAGGCGCAGCCAUUAGCUGCAGAAGGUCAGGUACUACUUACUUCCACCAUCCAACUACUCAUACCGCUCAAGAGGCGUCUCUAGAAUGCCAAGUUAGUUGA
Molecule: messenger RNA, 342 nt
Organism: Aspergillus niger
Lineage: Eukaryota; Fungi; Ascomycota; Eurotiomycetes; Eurotiales; Aspergillaceae
Exons: 3
Coding region: 1-342 (113 amino acids)
Source: RefSeq, a predicted model, not a curated record